AUGAUAAAAAAUUUAAUUGAAAAUGCCAAAUUAACAGCUCAAAAAGUGAUGACCAAAGAAUAGCAACAUAAGCAGUAAUAAAUUGAAUCCUUUCCUACUUUUGAGUAAUUGGCUUUUAAAAAUUAUUCAAUCCCGAAAGAUAAUUUAUGGUAAUACUCGAUUGAAGAUUUGUCUAAUAUUCUGCAUUAAAUGGAAGAUUAUAUCAAUAGACUAUAAAGAGGAUACGAUGAUGUUUGCUAAUAAUUUUUGCCCAUGUUUAACAAAUUUGAAAUGCUCGAAAAGGAAAGAAAGAGAAUGGCAUAAGAAUUAUCAGAAAAGGAAAACCAUUGCAAGGAAUUAGAGCAAGCCAUGAUUGAAAUGUAGGCUGAUGCUGACAAUGAGUUAAGAAAGAAGGAAGUCAUUGAAUGCGAAUUAGAAUAAUCAAAAAAAGAAUUAUAAACUAUUUAAGCAUAAAUAAAUUGGAAUAAUAAUCAGAUAGAUGAUAAAGAGUUAUAAGAGAUUAAUGCUGCAUUUAUCGAUCUAGAUAAAAGUAAUGAUGAACAAUAUAAAUAAAGAAUAGAAGCUUUGCAAAAAGAAAUCCAAGAAUAUAUUUAAUUGAACAAGGAUUAACUCCAUAAAAUAAACUUGUAAGCUUAAGAAAUCGACAAGCAGAGUUAAGAAAAUAGAUAGAUUAAUAGGAAUUAUAAUAUGGUAUUACAACAAUUAGCAGAUUAAUAAUCAAAAAGUAGGUAGGAGAUUGAAUCUAAAUAAUAACAAAUCAAUAUGCUCAUUAAGGAAAAUAAUAAACUUAUCAACUAAUUAUAAUAAUUCGAUGCUCAAAGAAAUAUCGAACUAUAAAUAUAAUUAGAAAACACAAAAUAAAAAGAGGAAAUCUAGGAUUUAAAGAAACUUCUAAUAAUGAAAGGAGAUGAAAUCAAGGCACUUAAUGACUAAAUUUUAAAUGAAAAGCAGUAAUAGCAAUAAUUAAAUGAUUUGAUUAAAGUCUUGAAAGGAAAAAGAGAUGUAGCAAUAAGCGAAAUAACUUAAAUGUAAUCAAAAUAAUAAGUUGAUAAUUCACAAUCCAUCACUUAAUAAAAAUUAAAAUAAAUAAGAUUUUCAAUUCAGAAUAAACUGAUAUCAAUGAGAAAGGAAUUUGAAAACAUGUAUAAACAGUAUUUAACAUUAAUUUGUAAGCUUGAGGAUAAUAAGCUUUCAAAUGACCUAAUGAAAUUAGAGUCAAUAAUUAAUAAGAUAGUAAUAGAUAUGUAAGAUUUAGUUGAUGAAGUUGAAGAUCUAAUGAGUUGA
Messenger RNA from Paramecium octaurelia, 1284 nucleotides. NCBI's taxonomy places the organism in Eukaryota, Ciliophora, Oligohymenophorea, Peniculida, Parameciidae. The record is from the annotation of a GenBank genome assembly.